AUGCGGGAGGGUAAAGAUACCAUCUGGGCAUCGAGGAUACAUGCCGAACUAAAGUUCUAUCAAUAUGUGAACGAAAAACUGUUUCCAUUGUACAAUGUUAGCUUUAGACCGUCUGGAAAAAGUCUACGUGAAUUUCUCGUCCGUAUCUAUCGACGACAAAUUCAACCGGGUCCCAUAUUUAUUGGACUAGACCACAAUGUGCCACGAGGUCUAAUUGGACUUCGAUUUGUACACCUCACUCUGAUUGUCACCCCGAUCUACAUCUGUCAUGACAGAGAUAUUUUGGUGAAUCAGCACCAAUCGGAUUUGUCACCUACUUCCGAAACAGACAACAAAGCAGAUCUUGAGGAGAGAUAUUUUGCGUGCCAUUCCCAAUCUGAAAACAAUCAAACACUGAACUCCACCUGGUCCACGUUGUUGUGCAUCCCGUCCGAAUUGAUGUGUGAUAGCUAUCCAAAUUGUCCUCGAGAUGCACACAAACGCAUUCCAGAUGAAUAUGCUACACAAUGCUUUCAUGUGACUCCAUCGACCAAUCAGCGUUGGACAUGGAUCAUACCGAUGAUCGGGUUGCCCAUCGUUGUCUUAUCUAUCGCACUUCUCACGUGGUUUUGUCAAACCCGUCAGUGUCAACGUUGUCGUGAUUUGUGGCACAAACGAGCUCUACCGAACUCUCCGGAUCGGGCGGGAUCAGCUGCCAACUGUUCGGACUGUAUGCCAUUACCCAGUGCACUGGAAGAGGAAUUUCUAUUGAAUUACUCAUCUCGUCUCACUACCGGUCAUGGUGAUCCGACUCAAGCAUACGCACCACCACCACCUAGCUAUCACGAAGCCACGGGGAUUUUACUGCCUGAUUAUCCGAUCGCGGUAUUUCUACCCGCCCCAGUACACUCAUUAACACCGAGUUCCAACUAUCCGAUCAGUGGAUCGGACUCGUUGUUCGAUUCAUUUGGGGAAAAAUGUCCCCGUUCUUUAGUACCACCACAUUCUGGGGGAUUGAAUCGCAUUGCGCAGACGAUGCCACAAAAACCACCAAGCUAUCAACAGUGCAUUCGACCUGAAUCGAAUGGUGCACAUCUAAAUGGUGGUUUAUCGUCUGAUAGGAAAAAACGUCGCAUAGUUUGA
Molecule: messenger RNA, 1122 nt
Organism: Echinostoma caproni
Lineage: Eukaryota; Metazoa; Platyhelminthes; Trematoda; Plagiorchiida; Echinostomatidae
Source: the annotation of a GenBank genome assembly